UUGUAAGCUAGCAGUAACUUAGCAAACAAUUAGCCUUUUCUGGCCGUGUUUUUCGCUUUGUAUGAACGGCUACGCAUUUUAGAAUAGGCUCAAUCUUCAAGUGGUCGGUCUGAAAGGAUGAGGAGGAUCAUUGCCGAAGACCCAAACUGGUCCCUAUCCCUUGUUCCUUGUUUAUCAAACAUCUGCCUGCGGUGCAUUGUUAACAACUUUAAAGAAAGGCCCAUUUUUGAAGAACUUAGACCUGUCGAGAAAGACUUCAUCCAAGAGAGGCUGUCCCCUUCCCUUCCUCUGCACGUGACAGCCAAGGUGGUGCCUGAUGGUGUCUACUGGAAACGAUGCUGCCGGCAGAGGUGGGACAAUUGUGAUGUCUCACGUUAUGAAUACAGCUGGAAACGAAUGUUCUUCGAGAGGCAUUUGGAGAACGUCGUCGAGCUCUUUGUCCCAGGUGUGACUGAGGCCCAGACAGUUCUGGACACGGUCCGGGUCUGCAAAGACCACGUAAAGAGGCUGGAGAUCUCCCAGCUGCUGCCGCCCAUCAAAGAGCCCAAUGGGGAGAAGGAGGAGAAAGAAUAUGAAUCGGAGCUGGUAAUUGAGCUUGAUGAUGAAGAUUCUUCCAUGGAUCACUUUGACUUCAGCAUCCUGCUCGACAAGCUGAAAAAGCUGGAGGAGCUACAUCUGAUGUAUAGUGUCAAACAAUGUGGCAUGAACUUUGAGUGGACGAUGUUUGAGAUGACUGAAAGAGACUGCGAAUCCCUCGCCAAGGCUCUUAAGACCUGUAAGACCCUAAAGCUUUUGAGGCUGCAUCAGAGCCAGGUGGGGGAUAAAAAGUGUCGGCUGCUGGUGAAACACCUUCUGGACCACCCCUCUCUGAGAGUCCUAGACUUUUCCCACAACCUGAUCGGAGACAGUGGAGCCAGAGCCAUCGGCAAACUGCUCACCAGGAGUGGCCUGGAGGUCCUCAACUUGAGUGACAAUAAUAUUGGCGGCCCGGGAGCCAAGGCUAUAGCUCACGCUUUGUACAAGAAGUCCGGCCUUUUGUCCCUCAACCUGCGCCUCAACCGCGUGAUGGAUGAAGGGGGUCAGGCCAUCGGCAAGGCUUUGCUCAGCAACAAAACUCUGCGCCACCUGCACCUGGGAGGCAAUGACGUGACCUGGCUCACUGCUUUCACAUUGUCUAAAGUGCUAGCAGAGAACAACACCCUGACACGCAUCAACCUGUCUUGCAACAAGCUUGGUGAGGUCGGAGGUAAAGCUUUGGCGGAGGCGAUGUCUCACAACAGCAGUGUAACAGAAUGCGACAUCCGUCUGACAGAAGUGGACGAGCAGAGUGCUUCCUCCAUCAGCAAGGUGGUGUGGGACAACCAGAGUUUGGAACGUGGUAAGAAAGCUGGACAGCGGAAAACGGGACACAUCAGCAGCACAUCAGAAUAA
This is a messenger RNA of Menidia menidia (Atlantic silverside), 1431 nucleotides long. The record is from the annotation of a GenBank genome assembly. Lineage: Eukaryota; Metazoa; Chordata; Actinopteri; Atheriniformes; Atherinopsidae.